ACAGAUUUGACAGACAAAUUGUAAAUUUGUCAGUACCUAUGGUUUAUUUGCAAAUUAUUUGUUUAUUUGCAAUUAUUAUAAACAUAUUCUUAUCCGUAAAAGCUUGCAGUAAAAGCCACUGUAUUAUUUUGUAAAGGGUAACAGUUGUUCUCACAAUGUCUAAAAUAUUUACUCCUACUAAUCAAAUACGUUUAACGAAUGUCGCUAUAGUAAGGUUAAAGAAAGGUGGUAAGAGAUUUGAAAUAGCUUGUUACAGGAAUAAGGUUGUAUCGUGGCGCAACAAAUUAGAAAAAGACAUUGAUGAAGUUCUGCAAACGCACACUGUCUUCACAAAUGUCUCAAAGGGACAGGUUGCUAAAAAAGAGGAUUUGGUGAAAAUAUUUGGUAAAGAAGAUCAAACAGAAAUAUGUAAAGAGAUCUUAGAGAAGGGUGAAUUGCAAGUCUCUGAUAAAGAAAGGCAUUCCCAAAUUGAUUCUUUAUUCAAAGAUAUUGCAACAACAGUGGCCGACAAGUGUGUUAAUCCAGAAACAAAGAGGCCCUAUCCAGUGUCAAUCAUUGAAAAAGCCAUGAAGGAUAUCCAUUUCUCUGUAAAUGUCAACAAAAGUGCUAAACAACAGUCACUUGAUGUUAUACAGCUAUUGAAGAAAGAGAUUCCACUUGAGCGAGCUCAAAUGAGAGUAAGAAUUUUACUAACAGGUAAGGAUGCAAGGAAGACUAAGGACAAAGUUGUAAAACUAGCUAUGAGUGUUGAAGAAGAGAACUGGGACUCUGGCACUGCUAAUAUAAUAUGUUUGAUUGACCCUGGCAACUUCAGAGUCUUGGAUGAAAUGGUCAGAACAGAAACAAAAGGCACUGGACAGUUUGAACUGCUUAAUUUGAAAGAAACAGUUGAAGGAGAACAAGCUUUGUAAAAUUGUGGAGUAAUAUUGUUAUUUUUGUUUAAAUUCUGUUGAAAUAAGCAAUGUAUGAACGGAUAGCGUGGUUGUUUUUGUAGUUGAAAGUCGAGAUAUCAAAUGUUUUAAAUGUCAUUGAUGUCUCCUAAGGUCUCUUGUAUGCUAUGUAGGUAUAGAUCUAGUUAUGAACUAUAAUCUUUUACAUAAGUACCUACUGAUUAAUAAUUUGUAUGUUUGUAUCUUCAUAAAUAAUAUUUAUAUGUGUUUGGUUAAUAAAAUAUUUUAAAAUUAA
Molecule: messenger RNA, 1185 nt
Organism: Helicoverpa armigera (cotton bollworm)
Lineage: Eukaryota; Metazoa; Arthropoda; Insecta; Lepidoptera; Noctuidae
Gene: Sbds
Product: ribosome maturation protein SBDS
Exons: 2
Coding region: 156-911 (251 amino acids)
Biological process (GO): ribosome biogenesis; cytosolic ribosome assembly
Source: RefSeq, a predicted model, not a curated record